ACUUUCUCCCUCUCUCUCUGUGGCUCCAGUAUAAGAGGACAUUUGUGAUGGAGUCCACAUUACUACACUUUUAUGCAGAGGAGAAGAGCACUUGGAUAGCAAGCUCCAACCUGGCCAUGAAACUUAUCUUGCUCUUCACAGCCUCCCUCACCUGGGCCUUCCAGCAGCAGGCUGAAUUAUCCAAGUACCAGUACCGCGACCCGGUGACCUCUGACCUCCUCCUGUGUGACCAGUGUCCCCCUGGCACAGCCGUGAAGAAACAUUGCACUGCUGACAGGACCACAGAGUGCCAAGCUUGCCCGGAGAGGCAUUUUGCAGACAGUUGGCACUGGGGGGACUCGUGCCAAUACUGCACCUUGGUAGGUACUGCGGUGGUGUGCAAAGAGAGACAGCUGGUGCAGCAGGAGUGCAACAGCACCCACGACCGGGUGUGUGAGUGUGCUGCAGGUUUCCACCUCGUGGUCGAGUUUUGCAUCACACACAGCUCCUGCCCACCCGGCUAUGGAGUGACAGCUUUAGGUACACCAGUGAGUGACACUGUGUGCAAGCAAUGCCCGGCCGGUCAUUUCUCCAGCAGCCGCUCCUCCACAGAACCUUGCCGACCCCACAGAAAUUGCACUGAUUCAGGCCUGAAGACACUGAGAUGGGGAACGUCCGCUUCAGACAGCAUCUGUGGGAGUCAGGACCAAAUUAUGGCCAUCGAUUGUGCCCACCAGCACACUUUGUGCCACACAGAUGUGCUUUUGUGCGAAGAGGCAGUCUUCCAGUCGCUUGCCUCCCUGCAGCUGUCCUCCGUGCCCCUGGAGCGUCUGCUGGAGAGUCUUCCGGGCCGGAGGGUGGAUGGGAAGAGCGUGGAGAGGCUGAAGAAGGCCUGUUCUCCACAGCAGCAAGUCCUCCAGCUGCUGCGGCUGUGGAGGCAGCAGAACAAGGACCAGGACAAGCUGUAUGGCAUCAUAAAAGGUGUGAACCACUGCGAGCGGAAGGUCUCCCGCUGCAACAGCCUGAAAAACCUAACUUUGGGCGACCUCUUGGAGGUCACCAACAGCCUGCCCGGAGUAAAAGUGCCCCGGGAGAAUGUGUCGGCGCUCGUGGCGACUUGUCUCCCCAAACAGUACAUCCUGCAGCUCCUCCACCUUUGGAAGACGGCCAACUUUGAUCUGGAUCUAGUGAAAAGUCUAUCUCAUAGUUUGAGGGUGCUACGCAGCAAAGGGGCACCGCGCUACCUUCUCAAGGGCCUGAAGAAAAUCAGCCGCAUUAUCGGGUCCACCUCCACACGCAAGACAUAUGAGAAGAUGUUUGUUAGCAUGCUCCAAGAUGAGCUAUGUUUUAAAACUCUUAAGCCGUUCAAUGAAUGAGGGCACGAUUUUGAUCGGGGAUGGGCAUUUGACUAAAUUUACUUUAUUCGACUAUGGGGCAAAUUAAAAAGACCACUUAGGUGUUUUUUCAUAAAUGAUGGUCAGCACAUCCGCCGGGUUCUGAGAUUUCAUGGUUCAAGUUGUUCUCACUGUGCUUGCGGUAUUCUCCAAGUGCUCUGGCUUCCUCCCAUUUUCAACUGCAUGUUAGAUUAAGUGAAAACUAAACUGCCCGUAGGUGUGAGUGUGAAUAGCUGUUUGUCUAAAUGUGCCCUGUGACUGACUGGCAAUCAAUCCAGCUCACCUGCGAAACCCGAAUGAGGUCAUGCGUUAUAGAAAAUGAAUGAAAGGAUGGUUGGGAGAAAUCUCACUCUGUAUAUUCGGAAUUUCUGUUUCCAGUGUAUUAUUGAGUAGAAUACCGCUUCUCGAAGGGGCUUGACUUCCCGGAGCUUGCGUCCCAAGACCUCAACAGCGCCUCUGCUGGUGGCAGGCAAAAAAAAAAAAGCUUCAUUUUGCCUCAACAAGACGUCAAAAAUCUUCAGCAGAGACUGCGACCGUCAACAAAUGUUGAUGGCAAAGUAGUUGACAUGAUUUUUAUGCCCAUCCUUAGCUUCAAUUCCCACUAAUUACAUAAGCAGACACAUGCUCACCGAGAUUAGUUAAACUCAGUCCAAACAUUAAGUGCACCUAAACAAUCCCAUGGAUCCAAUACAGGCGCUAUAGAUCUAUUUAUAAUGUAAAAUUAACAUCAGCGAUGUACAUUUUUGUUCGAGGUCUGUAUUAUUGUUAUUAUUAUUAUUAUUAAUGGAUUGAGCAGGUUGUGCAUUCCAACAGUAGGUUUCAUAAUGGCAUCAAAUCUGUAGGAUGCCACUUAAGUAAGCUUUAAGUAUCUACACACAUGAUUUUAAUGCGCUGUUAUUUGUAUUUUUUGUCAUAAUAUAAUGUUAUCAUACCCCUUAUAGAUUGAAUAAUUAAGACACCAAUUAUUUUGCCCACUUAGAGUCUUUUAAGGAAUUCUAAUUAUAUGAUGGUUUAUUUGAGGCCGACCGCACCAUAAUCUUUGGGAAAUAUUUCAUGGGAAUUGUUUGAGUCUGUGAAAAGUAAUUUACAAACUAUUUAACAUGUAAAUAGUAAUAUUUUAUGAAAAGUGGGCAAGCAAAUUUAGUUUUCGUUUUUUUCUUUUCUUUUUUUUCUUUCUCGCUAUUUGAGAGGAAGGAUUUGAUUUCAUAAUGAAAUCUAGGUAAGAACUAUACUGUAUGUCCUUUGUUGCUUUUGUCUGCGACUGCUGGCAAGUGAAGCUUAUAGGAAUUUUAUUUUGUAAUUGUCAGCUUUAUGAAUGUACAACUGUGUUCUAUUUAAACAAAAAAAAGGGAAAUUUAAUUUUCCAUUCUAUGUAAAGGCUUGUUUUUUUAUUGCUUGAAAAGAAAUACUGGAUUUUAAAUGCUGCAAAUUUUUGAAGGGAUAUGUGUUUUAUUAUGUUUUAUUUGUUUUAUUACUUUUAAUAUGAACUUCGUGUGCGUGUGUGUGUGUGUGUGUGUGUGUGUGUGUGUAUAUAUAUGUAUGUAUGUAUAUAUAUAUAUAUAUAUACACACACACAUAUGGCUCAUGUAACUGUAAUGCCAAGUGGAUUGUACAAAAGCAUUGCUUCAUAAAAGGUGGGACUUUU
Messenger RNA from Hippocampus comes (tiger tail seahorse), 3018 nucleotides. RefSeq names its product tumor necrosis factor receptor superfamily member 11B. Gene Ontology annotation, molecular function: protein binding. The coding region runs from base 48 to 1355 and encodes 435 amino acids. The transcript has 6 exons. NCBI's taxonomy places the organism in Eukaryota, Metazoa, Chordata, Actinopteri, Syngnathiformes, Syngnathidae. The record is from RefSeq and is a predicted model, not a curated record.